This is a messenger RNA of Metarhizium album ARSEF 1941, 5562 nucleotides long. Its product is annotated as B-block binding subunit of TFIIIC. Bases 1 to 5562 code for a protein of 1853 amino acids. The transcript has a single exon. The record is from RefSeq and is a predicted model, not a curated record. Gene Ontology annotation, biological process: 5S class rRNA transcription by RNA polymerase III; transcription initiation at RNA polymerase III promoter. Gene Ontology annotation, cellular component: transcription factor TFIIIC complex. Gene Ontology annotation, molecular function: DNA binding. NCBI's taxonomy places the organism in Eukaryota, Fungi, Ascomycota, Sordariomycetes, Hypocreales, Clavicipitaceae.
AUGUAUUUCACAGGAUGUGCUGUCGGUGAUAUUGUGAGAGAAAUCCGUGACUCUGCUGGCUUUUCUGGGUCGCGGAAUCGAAGCCAUGGAGAACCACUUUCAGCACAAGUGGUUGCUACUAUUUGGAGCUGGCUAGUCACAAGAAGUGACGUAUCCGUUGGACCCGACAGGAUGUACAAUGACAUACCUUUAAAUGAGAUAUUGGCUUUGAUCAGGAAUGUUUCUGAGGGAGGUAGUGAUCCCGAUGGGAUACCAGGCGCGAACCAAGGAUCGACAUAUGCAAAGUUGGCAUCGAGCAACGCAUCGAGUUUCCCGACAUUUUCUGAUGCGAAGCGGAUUUUUGUCUCUGAAGACACCAUGUGGGAGACACUCACUGGUCAUUCAGUAAACUACAAAAGAGUUCCGCGUUCUGAGUGGCUACUCCUUCUGGGCAUCGCUUCGACCAAGGAUCAGGGCAUAUUGCAAGGUGAUCUGGGUCGCCUCGUUGACCAAGACAAGCGAUCUGUUCCGAAGCGUACAGACUCAUUGGUGAAGAAGGGAUAUAUCGUAAAGAGGACAACUCUCGUCAAGGGGACAAAAACUAGCAAACUUUGGCUUAAAUUGUUUGCGCCUCCGCUUCCAAAGGAAACCGACGACCAAGCUGUCGAGCGAGAGGCGGAGAUGAAUCUAUCACGUCUCGUAUUGGCAGCUAAUCUUGAGCCAGUCCCGUGGCACACGCGUUGGACGGGCGAAUCCAUGGAUUUCCACGCCCUGGCCACCACUAUUAUGGCCACCACAAAAGAAUGGCACGUCAUACGCUUGCAAGAUCUCAAGACCAAGCUAGGCGUACUAGGUAUGAGAUGGCAAAUGAAGAUUGUUUCCAAGAUUUGUCGUUUUCUCAACUCUUGCGGUGCCAUUCAAUACGUUGCUGCUAAACUGGAAAACAAGUUGUUCAAGGACUGCAUCAGGUUCAACAAAUAUCUCAGUGCCAAAGACUGGUCAGCUUUUCUUGCUACAGGAAAGCGUGCUACUAAGCCCAUAAAGACCGCUUUCCUGGGCGUGGCCGAUCGGGCAGAACGAGAUAGACAUGUUGAUGCAAUACAAGUUCAUGGCUCUCAUCUGGAAAGGAUUUCUCCAUGGUCAAUUGACGAUCCGUUACCUCAAAAAAUUACGAAGGCAGCUAAAUCGUUUGGUACAAUUGGCCUGACGAACCCCGAGAUAUACGCUCUUACGCUGGGCCCGACCUUCAAUCGGUAUGUGUCUAGCAUGACAGCAAGCAUGGCAACUUCCACAGUCCAGCCGUCGUACCUGCAGCACAUUCAACUCAAGAGCGAACAUAUCAGGGUAGGGAAAGUAGCAUCAUAUCGAUAUUAUGUUCCCCAGCUUCGCUCGACAAGAAAGCCUGCUUCCACCCUGGAAGUGAGACGAGAUCAGUCAACAUCAUCGACAUGUAUGCGCUGGUUUGAUCCCCUUCCAUCCGAACCCAAAUUCUCUUCGCAAAAUACCACCAUCUCAAAUAUAUGCGGAUUUUUUAACAGGCGGCGCCCUACCUCCGGCGAAUUGAAAAGGCGCGGACGACCUAAAAAAAGUGAGCCUGUUGAUGCUCCUGAGCAGAGUGGGCUUGACGAUUCUACGAUAAAAGUUCAUAGUCAGCCGACUUUAGAAUCAAACGCUGGCAUUUCGUAUCAGAAUACGAAUUGUUUUGUCACUCUUCACGUUUCGAGUAGGGCACUCCGGACUGCGUUAGGUCAAAAGUCUACGUCUCAGGACAAUCAGGACUCAACGCCCCAUGUUGCCAAAAGCCAAUCGGUGGUGAAGGCAGACAAUAUGAUGCUGAGUACGGUAAACAAAACUGGUCCGGACGCAAGCUCGUCGCGUGACGACCAAGGAGGCCGUGGAAAUCGCCGUGGAUCGGCGAGGGGAAGAGGGCGAGGCAGGCCAUCGCAUAGGACCUCCAAUGAAAACACGCCAUCACGGCCUUGGAUUUGUGAAACUUGCGGUGGCAGUUGGAAGAAUGAUAUUGGGCUUAAGUACCACCUCGAAAAGUCUCGGACGCCAUGCAAUCCACAGUAUACCUCUGGGACACAAGGUUUGAGUCGUCGUGGAAGAAAAUCCUCAUUUUUUGCCUCCCAAGCCCGCGAGUCACGCAGCGAAACCCGUGUCCGUGCAUCUUCGGAGUGUUCGUCGCCUAUUCGAGAUUUGGCGGAAGUUGAAGAGGACAGCAGUGGCCAAGAUUCAGUAGUCGAUAAGAUGACAACCGUUGAACGCCAUGCAACAAAUCAACCUCAGUUGAUAGACAUUCCUAGAAUAAGCCCCUCGUCGAAUUUGGCGAGAGUGAAGUCCUGGAAAAGGUCUUCCACGACUUUGGGUCAGACUAUCAAGUUUACGGCAUCAAAGGGUAAUCAGGGGUUACUCCUCCAGCCCACAACAAGCCAACCACGCCAGGUUCCCAUCUUUCAGAAUCCAAACCGCCAUAUGAAGACUUCAUCAGCUAUGAUUGUACAAGGCGUAUCAAAGGAGGAGCUCAAUAUCACCAGGCCUUGUUCAUCGGUCUCAACGGGUGUUGUGCCUCAAGCAAAGCAAUCACCUCCAGUCGGUAUAGUACUUGCCGACAAUACAGCAAGUUCGCUGGAAGCACCGCAUACAGGUCAUCGUCCUGACACGCUCUUUGUUGAUAACGGAUCCACUACCCGCACAAAGUCUAAGACAAAAGGAGCAAAGGUGAAGGACAACCGAGCCCGUAUACGCCACUUCAUUGAGAAGCUGCUCCGUGAUCAGAACGGAGUUCUUCUUGGCGGCAAGUUGCUUUGGGACCAUAUGUUAGCAUCAUGGAAUUCGGAGUAUCCCGAAGCACCCACCCCCAAAAGAGAUGAAUGCCAGUCCGCUCUGAAUUGUCUCUUGGAAGAAGGCCUUGUUAUGGAGCACUGGCACAUGUUCCGUGAUACUACUCGAUCAUUUUCUAAGUGUCAGCUGCUAACCUUACCUGGCGUUGACGCCUUUUCUUCAGAGUCUCUUCAACUACUUGAUACAGUCAAGUCUGUGCAGGCCUUUAAGCAAUCUGAUGGGCAUGUUAAAAUAGCAGAGGAUUCCCGCUUGACCGACAGCAAAGCUGGAGGGCGUGGACGUAGGCUACUGGCCAGCGAGGUAGCAGUAUUGCACGCUCCAGUGUACGCUGCCCAAGUUGCUUCUAAAAAAGAGCAAGGAUCGGAGACCCGAGAACGAGGGGGAAGACGGAGAUUGUCUGGUUCGAAGGGUGUCAUGGAAGCCACUGGCUCCGGCACUUCAAAAAAGCGCAAACAAAUCAGAUGUGUGCGUGCCGUUGGAGAAUCAGUCACACCCACAGAACUACCUGACUUCCCUCUUCCUCAACCAAAGACUUCGUCAGAAAUGAUAGUACGAUUCCUCCAGCCAAACACUUUUUUGGAGCAAGAUGCUUUAAACGCCUGGGCUUCAGUGCCUGUACACGCAGAGCAGCCUCAGCCAAGUUCGAAAGAGAAUGCCACAAAGCAGAUAAUCCCAAUUGCGCACACUCAGACUGAAGAGCUCUUUAGCCCUCUGACAACUGUUACUAGCCAGAAUGGGGUUUGGGAAUACCUAGAUACCCAAUACUUUGAACGAGUUGGCGGUAGCUUCUCUGUCAAAGGAUGGAUGCCAAAUGCCAUAUGGUUUGGAUGGGCUUCUUUCAUUCAAGCUAUCGAGAGACGACACGCAUCCUUGGGCAGCACACAAGGCUUCGUAGAUGAAAACGAUGCUAUACACCACCAAAAUUUCAUGAGGAGGAUUCAAGCUUGCGUCGAGGUAGAAAUGUCCUGGGGGAGAAUUUUCGAAGAAUCCGGCCCCGGAUCUGCCGGUCCUCACAACAUAUGGGUUCACUUUCAGGGCCAGCCAACCAGUCUAGACGCAGAAUACCGCAACAGACUUGCUUGGCCGAAAGAUGGGCAGCUUACCCAAGCGUCGCAAUGCAGUGUCUAUGUUGAGGCGGAUUACGCCUCAUCAUCCCCCAGCGAUGGAGAAAAUGAACGUCCCAAAGAGACAGGUACCAGAAACGCACGGAUUCAUUAUUCAGAUCCUCGACAGUCGGAAAACAUGGCGUCUAGGGCGAAACCCGUAAGCCUUGUGACCCGUGCUUUAACGCCCCUCCCCGUGUCGCAACAUGGAACUGUCAGUAGCGAUGACGUUGAACCACCGGAGGAUUAUCCAUUUGACGGAACGGACGACUUGAUGGCGGCUUUCAUUGUCGUGCGUACAUUGAUGGGCGGCGCAGAUAAAGCCAUUGACUGGGGCCUGCUUAUGAUUAUUUUCCCAAAUGCCAAGUUAACAUACCUGCGAAGGUUUUGGGUUGACGCGAGAAAGGAACAGGGUCCAUUCAUCGCUAAUUUCACACGUGCAUUCCAAGAGAGAUUUAUUCCUGCAAUCGAGCAGAAUGACAUACCGAUGAUUGACUUCGAUAGACCUCAAGAUUAUGACUGGGCGAAAUUGAUCCGAUGGAGCCUGCAAAUACCCCGUGAAGAAGGAUUUAAAAUUCCAUCUUCCAGGGAGUUAUUCAACAGUCGUUUCAGCGUGGAGAGUACCAAACCCUCCGGCGAGGACUGGCGCGAGCGUUUCUUCCACACUCAGUCCUCUAUUUUUUCACGUUUCGAAGCAGUAACAGCAGUUCCCGGUGUCUUUGCUAUUGAUAGAGGCCCUGGCACCUCCAAGGACGACCCUGCAGAGCUCAAGGAAAUAGGAAUUGCGAGAUCCUGGAUCAAAUCACUGUGCAGCAUGGGAGACGGAAAACACACCGUGGCAGAAAUUAGGGACAAGUUCUUCACAUUGUCACCUGGCAACAAGGAAAAGACGUCGGCUCUUUUCAAGGACGCCAUUGAACUCCUAACGAAACAACGGGUUAUAUGUAAAAGCAAAAAAACGAUUCUAGGCGGCCGCCCAUAUCGACUCAACGAAGGAUACGUAACAGCACUGAAUAAAAUGGCCCAAAAUUCAAAGUAUAACGAGGCUGCUGCGUUCAAGCUUAAGAUGGAUACCAUAUUCCGGAAGCAAGGGAAAAUGCGAAUACCAUACACAUUCAGUGACGGAGCUAUGAUGGCGCUGACAAAUUUGAAUGCGUCUGGGAGAAUAAAAUUGGUUUCGACAAACCUACCUAACAUUCCUUUUGGUUUUGAGCCUGGGAAUUAUGAAAGUCGAAAAUACCCAAAGUCAUAUUAUCACUUUGGCCUGGAGGCCAUACCAGCAGAAAACUACUUAUAUAACGACCAAAUUGACGUGCUUCGCCUGGCUUGCGAAAAGGGGCCGCCAGUGGGACACCUGAGCGAGGAAUUGCCUCAGUGGGUAGAUUUCCUUGGUCAACCAAACAAGCAACGUUGGUCAGAGAUACUGGGCGCGUUCUGCUUCACUCUGGCGACGCGAGGUUCCAUGGAUACCAUUGGUAUCCGUAGCGCUCUGAGCCCAAUUUUAACCGAGUUUGAAGUACAGCUCAUCGUGCGUUGGGGCAGCGAGACCGGAGUGCUAAGAGAUUUCUCAGACGGUGUAGGAUUGACAGUAGGCGAAUGGUGGUGGCUGACUGUACCAUGGCUUCGUCAAAUAUGA